CCUUGACAACAAAUCAUGGAGAAAAGAAAAAUUGUGGAAACAAUUGUAGAAUCUAGAUCUGUAUUAUAGCUUUUUAGUCACAUCUAAAGUAUCAAAAUAAAAACUUCAAAAGAUGUCAAAAUUGGAAACAACAUCCUUAGGUGGCAUGAAAUUGCCAGUUGUCACUGGAGGUCGUAGCUCUUUAGUAGCAUCUCCAAUUUUAUUAAAGAGUAAUAUUCUACAGCCCCGAGAGAUUGCUGCUAAUUGGGCAAAAGAGCUUAGAACAAGAAUCAGUGAAAAUGUAGAAUGUCAUGAGGAUGUUAAUGAGGAUGACAUAAUGAACUUGAAAAAAGAGUUGAUAGCUGUGUUCAUAUCGACCCUUCAAACAAACAGUCGUGAACAGUGGAGUGUUUUUGUUGAGAUUCUUGCCCUGUUAGAGCCCUACAGAGAGUAUUUUGAUUACUUUGAGACCAAAGCAGAGUUUCAUCAUUACUUAGAGCGAGUGCUCCACCAUGUUGAGCUUCAUAAAUCAAAGUUGUUUGACCUUCAGGUAGAAGCUUACCUGACCAGAGUUUUUCCAGAGCAUAUUAAGCAUCUGAGAGUGAAAGGAAUAACUCCUGCAAAAGGUUAUGGCACUGUACCUACUCCUGUUGUGACUAUGGGUCAGCCAAGUACCAACAGACAGUUGGAAACACCAUCACCAAUGAAAUCACACAAGUACCCAAGCAGUUUUCUACCUGAUGGAACUAACCCAUACUCUUUACUGAUUCCAAGUGAGGAAGAAAUUAUAGGAGCUAAGGGCUUGACAUUAAGGGAUAUUAACAAGUCAAUGGGAGCUGUAGCUUUAGAAAUGGCAGCUCGAGAAUCAGUGUGGAAACAGUCUCUUGGAACCACAGCUUUAGCACUAGCAGCAGAUAUUCCAGUGGAGGAAAAAAUUGAAAGCAGAAGUGACCAGGUUUCUGAAACCAUGAACAAAGUUUUACUUACACCCAGAAAAAAAACAACACCUCGGCCUGUUCCCAAUAUGCAAGAUGUUGUGCUAGAAAUGAAUGGAAGAGAGGCUGUGCAGUUCUUUGCUGCUAGCUAUCACAUGGGAAAAGUGAAAUCUAUCUAUUUAAAUUUAGCUCCAAACAGGCAUUACAGACCUUACGAUCUAAUUUCAGUGCCAAAAUCAAAGAUCAAUCCAGAACAUUAUGUGUUCACAACAUUUGGUGCAGUACACGUUUACCCAGACCAGCCAUCUGAAAGUUUAACUCUUGCAGAGUGGCAAAGAAACGCAGUUCUGUGGGGAGCCAUAUCGAAAAUUCCAUUUUUCAAGAAUUAUUUGAUUAACAAAAUGUUUUACAGAUGGAGAAAAAACUGUAAGCUGAUAGAUUUCCAAAGGAAACAAAACAUGAUAAGAACUAGUCUUCUCUCCGCAACACCUUCAUAUGGAGCUGCAUUGCUUCAGAUUAGCAAAUUGCUCAAAGAAUUGUUGACUGUUCCUUUCAUGCCUACAGAAACAGAUAAAACAUAUCAACUGACUGAGUUUGAAAACAACAUCAACUAUAAGAAUAUUCAAGCUGAGAAAUUUUUAAGCAAAUUUUUCAAAUAUUGCAAGCUAAUUAUUGACUUCACUUCUGAUGAAGCAUUCAAAAAAAUUCAGUAUUGUGAGGAACAGCUGAAAAAGAAAGCCUUGUUUUCAAAAGAUUCUCUGUCAAUGCAACGGUUGAAGAAAGAAGAUCGAGAAAAAAAUCUGGCUAAUGCCCAACAAGAAGCCAGUUUUCUUGGUAACUUUGUGAAGCUGGUGGACCAAUUAAUUGUGGAACACAUGUUUGAAAUUACAAAAACUCAGAGUAUCUCCUUUGUCAACAAUGUGCUAGUGAUGUCCCCUGAUGCUCAGAGAGAAGGGUUCUUUAAAGCAAAUUUGAUCUUUGGCAAAGAUGCUGAGCUUGUCCUUAGCCCUUCCAAGAAACGCUUCAAGAAAGCUUUGGACAGCACAUUUAAAAACAUAUCAACUGUGCUAAUGUCAAAAUCUAUUGACUUUGACAUCUGGAGCCAUGAAAAAGAUCCUUUAGAGGGUGAAUUAAGUUCAAGGUCAGAUGGCUUCAAGCAGUCAGAAAAACUGUCUACACCCACACAUACUGAUAGGCAGAGUGAAGCUGCUUCAUACAGAAGUGCUAGCAGACGCAGCUUGACUUCUGGCUCUAACAAAACUGCAGCGGAAAGUAGAAAUCCUGCUAGGCUCAGUCUUGGUAACAGCAGUACAAUGUCAUCAAGUGUAGAUCUUUCUUUUCCAAAUCUUUCACAGAAAGCUUUCCCAUCCAAAGAAGAGGAUGAACUGGGAGUUGCAACCCCUGACUUGAUCAUUAUGCACCCAGAGGAUAAUGAUAUCAAAGUCGAGGGUCAAGGAUUUCUUGGUCAAUAUGAACCGCUGACAAAAGCUAAUUUGGAAGAAAAACUACUCUUAGACCCAGAGUAUCAACAAGUUUUGAACAAACAAAGGGACCUAAUGCUGGUUGCUGUACAGGAUGUAGAUAGUUACUGUGAGAAGCACCAAUGGUUGAAUGAAAUACACAAGUUUUGUUCUGUGUGGAGUAAGAAAAGUCUGGAGGAGUUCAAGUCUGCUGCUGCUUUCAAUAUAGAGCAAAAAUUGACAGAACUACGACAGUGGUCUGAGAGAGUGAAGAGCUUUGAUGUUAGCUAUGUGACGGAGAAUGGCUUGUUCUAUAUUGACUGCUCAGCCAUCCAUGAAGGGCUACUGCCGAGGCUGAAUGAUAUUUACCAGGAAAUAGUUUCAUUUGUUGCUGAGGAGGUCAACUGUUUGGCUCAAAACUUGAUCCAGGAGAUGUCCCAAAUUUUAAAAAAUAUGUCAAAUAAAAAGUCAGAAGUACUACUGUUUGCUAAUCUUGCAAAGAACUUUCACAUUUACAAGAAGAACACGCUAGUCUACCAGCAAAGAGUUGAAUAUAUCAAAUCUCUCUAUGAAGUGAUUAGAAUGAGCUACAGGCAGCUGACUUCUGAAGAAGAAAAGACUGAAGAAAAGGUGUUCUCAUCUUGGGAAGCUUUUCAGAUGCAAAUGCAAGAAACUUCAGAGUUUGUCAACACACAAACUCCUUUGCAAUUGUCACAACUUGAAGCAGCAUUUCAGCGUCUUCAAAAAGAAGCUACUACCCAAUAUGAGCUUGCAACUACAGGCAAAUUUUUGGAUCCUCAUCAGAGUCCUGUGAUGAUUUUAGCUGAUAUGAAAAUGAUCCGGGAAAAGUUUUUUGCUUUGCAAUCUAAACUUCAUGAGGUGAGUCACUGUAGAGAGGCCAUCACUGGUGAGCCCUAUAAUCUCAGAUUUCUGCAAGACAUGAUCAGCAAGAUGGACCUCAGGCAAGAACUGUGGAAAUAUGUUGAAGUGACAACACAUACCAUUAAAGACUGGAAUCAAACUCUUUUUAAAAAGAUGAACUUCAAGAAAGCCUUAGAAAAAAUCUCCGUCUGGCAGUCAGCUGCCACAAGGCUGACUUCUCUGCUGCCUCGUGGAGACCAAGUUUUGGAAGCUUGGAUCAGACAAGUUGAAGAGUUCUCUAAACAUUUGCCAGUCCUGUGCCAAUUAUCCCAUGAUGCUUUACAGGAGAGACAUUGGCAGACUAUAUUCCUGGGGAUGAAUGUACCUUACAAUCCCAAUGCCCAGUUGACAGUAGCCGACCUGCUCUCUUUCAACCUUGCUGAUCAUGCUGACCUAAUCAAUAGGGUUUACCUGAGUGCCUUGACAGAGAACAAUGUCACCAGCAGACUUGAUACUAUCAUCUCCUUCUGGCAAGAAAGACAUUUCAAGUUGGCCAAGUAUUUACCAGACAGUUUGUAUAAUAAAGAACAACCAAAAAGAUCCACCUCAAGUAAUGCUAGAAUCAAGAAAUUGGAAAGAUAUCGUCAAGAGCGGGCUGCAGCCCAGGCAGGUUCCCAGAGAGGUUUAGACGUUUCUUCUGAUGACUUUUAUGUGCUGAUUGAAGUGGAGGAGCUAAAAUCUCACUUGGAGGAUAGUCGCAUUACAUUAGAUUCUAUGCUGGCCUCUCCACAUGUGAAUGAUGUCAAGUCUCAAGUUGAAUUCUGGUGUCAAGCUCUCAGAGAGAUUGAGGAAAUAACAGACUUAUGGUUUGAUUGUCAGAAAAAGUGGCAAUAUCUUGUGAAGAUUUUUGAGCAGCCAAUCCUGUACCAAACAUUGUCUGAGCACGCUUUCAAGUUUGAAUCAGUUCAUAAUAAAUUUAAGGAUUGGAUGCGUGUAUCAUCCAGUGAUUCUAAAUGCAUGUCUGUGAUCAACAGGCGUAGAGGAGAGAAAGGCUACAGGCUACUUCAGGGGGAUAAUCUUAGAGUACUUCUGCAGUCACUGAUAAAAGAUCAGGAAGAAAUUCUGAAAGAUCUUGGUGGCUACAUUGAAAAGUGCCGAGCUACAUUUCAUCGUUUGUAUUUUCUUAGCAAUGAUGAAAUUUUUGAAAUGCUAGCCGUGUCUAGAAACCCACCAGCUCUUCUGCCUUUUGUUCGGCUAUGUUUCCCUCAUGUAGAAAAUCUGACCUUUAGCUUACCUACUGCAAUGGGGGGAUUGAAUUCUCAACUAGACAUUUCUUUAAAUAGUGACAAGCUUGAAGUAGCCUGCAUCACUGGCUCACUUGGGGAGGAGCUGCCAUUGUACACCAAAGUUGAACCUGGAGCCUCAGCCCCCAAGUGGUUGCAUAACAUUAAUCAAGUACUGAAGAACACACUGACCAUUGCUUUAAAAGCUUGCGUCCAGGCCAGACUAGAAGAAGGCACCAAGCAUCCGGUUCUGGUAUUAGAGGAAUUGGCUAAACUGUCUCACAGUCACCCCAAACCUGCCCAGGAAGAGAUUACUCAUGAAAUCAAGUCCAUCUUUCGCCAGUGGCUUCUCAGGUUCCCAGCACAGUCAGUGUUAACAGCGGAAGCCAUCUUGUGGGAGCGCAGCAUGAGCAGAAGUUUAGAUAAGAAAGAUAAGGAAGAACUGAAAAAUCAAAAAUUACUAUUACAUGCUAAGCUUGACCAACUUACUAGAGUUCUUGUCGAGUUCCAGUCAGUAACAGAAAUGACAGAAACUGAUCAACAGAGACUGAAUCUGCUCAUCUCUGCCCUGCUGACCCAGAGUAUCUACUACAGGGAUAUUAUGAGCAACUUGAUUGAAACAAAUCAAGUUACAGAUUCAGCCUUUGAUUGGCUGAAAAUUCUGAAACUGCGCAUGGACAUCAGAAAUGUCUUGAGAGCCAAAACAGUAGUCACAGAAAAACCACCAGAAGACAGUAUCAGGUCUAGAACUGUGAGAAAAAAUCCUACAACCAAGCGCAAAAGAGAGCUCCGUGUACAAGAAGCUCCAAAGCUGGCCCGUACUCAGACCACAGUAACCAAUGACUAUCAGUUCAGCACAUGCUAUGCCCAGCAGCUCAACCAGGUGUUUACUUAUGACUAUGAGUAUCUGGGGCCCUACAACCAACUGGUCAUAACACCUCUAACUGAAAGAGUAUUUCUGUCUAUGGGCCAGGCUCUGAAAAGCUUUCACUGCAGUGCUCUGAUUGGUCCAAAUGGAACAGGCAAAACAGAAACCAUACACGAGCUUGGCAAGUUGCUAGGGAGAUGUCUGUUUACUAUCACCUGUCACAAUACAGUCACACUUCCAGUAAUGUUGCAAUACUUGACUGGUCUAGUUCAGUCUGGAUGCUGGGCUGUAUUUGAUGAUUGUGACAGACUUACCAAAGGCUUGAUGUCUGUCGUUGGUCAGCAGUUAGACUAUCUGAGAACUGCCUUGAGAGCACUAGCCAUGACCAGUGAGAACCAGUAUCAAAUAAGAGGCAACUCCCACUUUGACAAAAAAUCUGGCAUUGGUGAUAAAGUUAUUCGACGUAACUCACUGACAACUCUUCACCCAUUGCCUAAACCUGAGACAGAAUUUGUGCCGAUUCUUGAGAGACAGAAGACUGUUCCGCAUGGGUUCAAUGAAAAAGGUCUGGUGACCUAUUUCGAGGAUACCUGGGUGGCUGAAAGAGAUCAACGAAGACAUUCCAUUGAGCGGGAGAUCAAAAUUCAAGAGUCUGAAUUGUAUAAAAGUAACAAGCCUCCACCCUUGUUCUAUGAGCAUGUGAAAGCCAGCAGAAGGCGUUCCCAGCCAGAUUACUCCAAGCUGACUUCUGAGCCUAGCUAUGUGCACAGAAUGCUGGGUAAUGUGAUGUUCAAUGGUAAACUGCUGCAGGCCAGCUGCAACUUUGGUUGUUUCAUGACAAUGAACGCUACCAGUGCAGCAUCCUCUGAGAUUCCCUACAGUUUUAGGAUACUGAUGCGACCCUGUGCUAUUAUAGUCCCUGAUGUGGAGUACAUUGUUUCUGUACACUUGGAAAGUAAUGGUUAUGAAAAGCAUUCCCUCUGGGCUAAAAAAUUUGUUCUUCUAUUCAAACAAUUGGAAUCUCAGAUUUGGAGACAAAAGAAACACUUAACUGGCUUGCAUCAAAUGAAACAAGUUUUAAAGUUGGCAGUUGGCUCAAAAUUAAAAUCACUGAGUACAGAGAAAUUAGAUGGUGAGGAAGGUAACAAAGAAGAGCUCAGCAUUGUCUUUGCAGUCAAAGAGUUGAUGUCUACAGCAGCUGAGAGUGAGUCAGAGAGAGCUAUUUUCAACAACAUACUGAGACAGAUCUUCCCUCAGGCAACUGGGCAGCAGACAAGCAGCACAGGACAAGAACAGCAACUCAUCACAGCUGUUGCAGAAAUCUUCGAUGAGGAUGGCAUGGAGCGCAAUGAACUAAUGCUAAGCAAAAUAAUGGAGCUGUACAAGUCACUUGAUAGUACUUCUUCUGUCAUCCUUGCUGGUCAACCUGGGAGUGGUAAAACUAAAUUGUGCCACACAUUAGCCAAGGCCAUCAAUCUUUUGAAUUACAAAAUGGUUUCCAAUGAUGCCACUAAAGAAGAAAACAGAUCACAGAGUCAAGUGUCAAACCACCAUUCUCAGAACAUACAGUCAGCAAUCAUUAAUAAAGAUGGACGAGACUUGUCUAGAUUUCCCAAAGUUGAUAUGGUUCAUAUUUUUCCAGGUUCAAUGACUCCUGAUCAGCUGUUAGGAAGUUUUGAAGAUGGUGUUUGGCAGUGUGGGCUCCUAAGUAAAAUAUUGAAAGACUCCUACACAAAAUGGUUGGCUACAAUGAGCUUUGUUCAGACUUUCAAAUCACAGGAUAAAAAGCUGGCCAAAUAUACAGCAGCCAUGCCAUCAAUUUUAAAAAGAUGGAUUGUGAUAGAUGGCAGCCUUCACCCACUCUGGACAGAGGGAAUCAAGACACUACUGGAUUCAGAGAGACAUUUGUCACAAGGGAGUGGUGAAACAAUUCAACUCAAGGAUUUAACCAAAAUUAUCUUUGAGACUACUGAUCUAAAAACUGCAGCGCCAUCUAGUGUAGCUCACAGUGUAGUUAUUUACCUUAGCCCUGGCACCACUAACUGGUCAUCUCUUUAUUUCAACUGGAAACAAACAGCUAACAAUAGAUGGCUCCUUUCAGCCGAAGGGUUAAAGGUACUUGAUGAGAUCAUUUCUGAUCUAUUUCCUGCCACCAUAAAAUUUUUGUCCACCCAUUGCCAAUCUGCAUUGUUGACUGAUGUAGGUCAGGUCUGCACAGCUGCCAAUCAGGUCACUCCUGGAAUCUCAGAAGUCUCUGCAUUCCUAAAUAUCUUCUCGGCUUUGUUAGACAGAACUCUGAAAAGAGAAGAAAAAGACAGAAAACACUUAAUAGAUGAUAGAUCAUCAUUCAGUAGCACCAGCAAUGAAGAUGGUAAAACACCAACAAGACACAGUAGCAGCAGUCUAACAAACACAUCCCAGAUAGAGGCUGUCAUACCAAACUACCAAGAGCAUUUGAAGAAUAUUUUUGCUUUUGCCUAUAUUUGGGCAUUUGGAGGUCACUUGCAUGACCGCUAUAAAGAAACCUUCAGUAACUUUGCUCAUAAUGCCUUGUACCGUACUCCCCAUCCUAUUCAGCUACCAUCUGCUGGACAUGUUUUUGAUUAUUAUUUGGAUGAGAAAACCUCAGAAUUUGCAAACUGGAGUUGCAGGCAACAGCAAGAUAGAAUAAAAAAUCUGGCAGGGUUUUAUGUCAUCCCUGAGGUUGAUCGUUAUUCUUACCUCACUGAAUUUUUGAUGUCUGCCAACAUACCUAUUUUAUUAGCUGGAGCACCUGGAGUUGGCAAAACUUCUUUUGUACAAAGCAUGAUCCUGUCCAAGUUGCCUUCCACAGAGGUCAUAAUGUCCAAUGGUCUAACUUCUUCAAUUCUCCAAGACCUUAUCUUGGCUCAUGUUUCAGCUAUUCAAAAUAAAAACAACCCUAGACCUGGUGGUCCAAGUAGUUCUUUGCUGGACCAGUCAAAACAUUUGUUUUUCAUUGAUGACCUAAAUAUGGCACCGAUGAUUGGUGAUUACCAGCCCCCUCUUGAACUAAUGAGAUGUUUGUUGUCAACUGGAGGGAUGCAUGACAGAAACAGAAAAGAGUUUUUGAAGACCAAAGAAGCAUCUUUCAUUGCUGCAACUACUAUACCCAGUUGCCCAGGUUCUGGUCUUGGCAAAGCAUGUCAUUUGAUUUCAACACGUCUGACAAGGCAGUUUGUCAAUCUGACUGUCUUUAGUCCUUCAGAAGACUCACUAGUGACUUUGUUUUCAAAGCCUUUGCAGACAUGGUUGGAAGAGUUUCCUACCUUUGCAGUGGAACAUACCUAUGAAUUUUCAAGGGCAAUGUCCAGUGCACUCCUUGAUCUGUACCAAACAGUCCGAGAUAGGCUCCUGCCCAGCCCAUCCAAACCUCAUUAUAUUUUUUCUUUGCAUGAUUUAAGUAAAGUUGUUCAAGGAAUUCUUCUUUUGUCACCUCGAAUUCACCUCAAGAAAGGAAAAACUGUUAAAAAAAAUACUGGUAAGAAGGUUGAUGAGUUCACGUCUGCUCCUAUGAUGAAAGUUAUAGCUCAGUUGUGGUGUCAUGAAGUUUCUCGAAAUUUCGGAGACAGACUAAUAAAUUUUGAUGACUUUGCCUGGUUCAGUCAGACUGUAGAGACUUUGGUAGUCAGACAUUUUUGUUCUCCAAACUUAAAGUACAAUCAAGAAAACAUCAUUGAAGAAAAAGCAGAAGAAUCGAGUUUCAAUACAGAUGACACUACAAGCCAACAAAAUAUGACUGGAAAUACAAGAGAAGACAAUUCACAAAAUCAUGACACUAUGAGUGUAAACCAGGGGACAGCUUCUUCCAGCCAAAAAGUGAAAGAAGCUUUAGACGCAGCUUUCAAAAGCCAAUCUAGUACCAAAAAUAAACCAAGAAGACAACUUAGUUACGCUUCUGACCCUCAGCCUACUGCCUGUCCAUCCACACAAGUCAAUUAUAAAGAGAAAGAUUUAGAUUUAACAUUACAAACAGAAGAUGAAAACCUCAACCAGACUGAUGAAUCAGACUCAGACUCCAGUUGCGAGACAUCUGCUUCAGAUGACAUAGAAAUAUCAAGAACUUUAGAUGGUCGACGUCAGCAAACUGAAGAACAACACAAUAGAUCUCACAAAAUGUCUACAAAGAAUCAAGAAAUUCCUGAGGAGGAGAAAGGGUUGUAUAAAAGACAAGACUCUAACAAGAAAGUUGUCUCUUUCAAAGCUGGACUUCUUGCAGAUAAAAAACAUGUUUUACAUAGCGGACCUUUGCUCUCCAUAAAUGAGAUUAAAGGAACUCAGAGUGAUGUGACAAAUUUUAUAUUCAGCAAGUUUUAUUUAAGCUGUCAUGCAGAGCUUGUUGGCAUUCAGGCUGAAAAAGGUUACACACAACAAAGUGAAGAAAAGAUAACUGAGGCGCUGUACAGCUGUCUUGAAAAAUACAACAAAGGGACAUCACAAAGGCUUGACCUGGUAUUUUUCUCAGAAGCAGUCCAUCAUGCAGCCAGACUAAGCAGAGUACUUGCUCAACCUAAAGGACAUGCACUGCUUCUUGGAAUGAGUUAUUGCACUGGCAGAGCCACUCUGACCCGGUUAGCAGCCUACGUGGCCCACUGCAAACUGUUUGAAGCCAAAACCCAGUCCCAUUCUGGCCACAAUUUGCAAGUCCUCAGAAGAUACAUCAAGUUAAGCUGCUUCCAUGCUGGUGUAUCUGGCAAGCAAACUGUGCUACUGGUACAUGAAGACUUGGGAGAGGAAGGACUCUAUGACAUUGCCUCUAUUAUGGCUGAAGGUACUGCUCCAGGCUUAUACAGCGAAACAGAAAUACAAGACAUAGUGGGUCAGCUGUUGCCUGGUGGAGUGCAAACCAAGAAAGUAGAGAAGAUUGAACAAGUUUUUAAUAAAUACAUCAAACGAAUCAAGCAAAAUUUGCAUGUCAUUGUCUGCCUCAACAAUAAAGGUAACAACUUCUCUACUCAGGUGAAUGCACUUCACAACAAGCUUCAGAAACAUCCUGGGCUGUUAAAACACUGUGUCUGCAUAGACAUCUUCCUGCCUUGGAGUUUCAAGUCUCUGGCACAAGUGGCUAAAACGUGGCUUCAGGACAACAAAUCUGGGGUAGCUGUUCCAUGGAACCCACAGCACUCCAACGAACAGCUGGAGGCCACUGCCAAUGCUAUGGCCUUCAUUCACUUGUCUUCGAAGACAGCCAUCGAAAGACAAUUUUGUCACCAGAGGGAGCCUCUCAGGAUUUUUACUCCUCUGACAUUCUUGGAGUUUGUCCACUUGUUUAAAACAAUUGCAGCUUUUCUUGUCAAAACAGAAAGAGCAAAAGGAAAAAAAUAUGAACAAGCUUUAAAUAAAAUUAACGAGGCAUUUGGGAGCAUAGCAGAUUAUAGGAAUGAAGUGUCUGAUUUAGUGCCACAGCAGGUGUCAGCAGCAAGACAAGUGACAGAUUUGGUGGCUCAGGUGGAAAGUUCAAAGCAAAACUACAUCAAAGCAUUGGAGCAGUGUAAGAUACAGGAAGAAACCAUCUACCAGCUUCAGAAUCCAUUGGAGUCUCUUCGUCAGACUGCACAAACAGAGUUUGAUAAGGUCAACCCUAUCUAUCAAGCAGCAGUGAAAGUUCUAGACAACUUAGACUUAAAUUCUGUGGAAGAAUUACGAAGUUAUCCCUCUCCACCAGAUGGGGUUAAGUUUGUCAUGAAAGCUGUUUGCCUUCUGUUCAACAAACCUCAAACCUGGGAAGGUGCUAAGGCAUUAAUGGUGAAUCCAGAUUUCUUUCAAGAGCUUAUUUUCUACAAGAAGGAUGACAUCCCUGAACCCAUAUUUCAAGAGAUGAAAAAGUUUGUCAAUGACCCAUCUUUUGUGCCUGAGUCUAUCGCUCAGGCCAGUUCUGCAGCCUCAUCUAUUUGUGCCUGGAUACAUGCUGUCUAUGCUUACAGUACCAUUCAGAGAAAGAUGAAGCCUCGCAUGAAGGAUUUGAUGGAAGCAGAAAAUAAGUUCACGCAGGCUCAAGCUCAGCUAGGACAGUUUCGAGUCGAGGCUCAGCAGAUAAAGACCAACCUUGAGCAGUACAUUGACCAGCACAAGGAAGCCAUCAAAGUUGCCAAGGCUAUUGAAAAACAAAUACAGGCUGUUGAAAAGAAAAUUGCCCGUGCUAGCAACUUGAUGGACAACAUGUCCAUGCAGCACUUUUUGUGGCGCUCAGAGCUCAAGAAGACACGAAAGCAGAUUACUUGUGCCCCUGGAGAUGCCCUCCUGACCGCUGCUUGUGUGGCCUACCAUGGGCCACUAGAUGAUAAGUCUCGCCUGGAUCUUAUGCAGAACUGGCUGGAACUGAUCAAACAGAACACACUGGAUGCUCAAACGUACGAAGAAUGUGAGCCUUACUCUAUCACUGCUAAACUGGAGUUUUUGAAGGAUUCAAUCUCACAACAUGAAGGCCAUGUGGAUAGUGAUGAUCAGAGUGAAGCAGGAGGUGAUGCAAAUGACAACAAUUUCAGCUUGAUCAAGCAAACAUGCCCUCAGGUGAAGACAUUUAAAUAUAUAUCAGCUGUGUAUGACAGCAGUAAGUAUUACAGAUCUGAGCUGAAGAGACAAGGCACUAUGGAAAGUGUGGGGCCAGAGCAAGAAUUUAUUGAGGAUGAUGAUGACGAUGAUGAGAACGUUAUCCUGCCCACCCGCCCGAAUUUAACUCUACAAGACAUUUUAUCAGACUUUGAUGAGCUCAGUGAAUGGCGCAUGUUAAACCUGCCGACAGAUUUGCAUUCUGUCCAGAAUGCUCUCAUGAUGCGCGUCUGCUGCCAUAAUCGCAAACAUUGCUGGCCACUUCUCAUUGAUCCCGACAACCAGGCAGAAAUGUGGGUGAAGGCUCUUCAUAAAAGUCACAACAUCUUCACUCAGAAAGAUGUCACAGAUUUUGUCGUAGAUGAUGACAUACCAUAUGAUGAAUCCUUUUUCAAAAGUGAGGAGGCAGAAGACACAUCUCGACCUCCACCUAGCAGAGAAACAAUGUUGACCUAUAACCUCACGGAAUCCUCACAAUAUUCUUACUCAAGACCUAAUACAAGGGGCAGACAGUCUCAGCACACUGCUGACACCGAAGAGCUUCUACCAGUGACCUCUGUCACCAAUAGCUGGGAUAACUACAGCUUACAUCCAGACACUGAGAUAGACCUGCCGUCCUCAAACCUUUGGGUGCUGGAAGCAGAUGAUCCCAACAUCAACUCCAGAUUGAUCAAUGCCAUAGUUCAUGGUGUGACAGUACUGAUAACACACCUGGAGCGAAGGCCUUUGGAUCCUUUAUUCCGAGGACUCUUACUCAAACAGUUCUAUGUUGAUAAAGAUGGCAACAAAGUGGUUAGAGUUGGAGAUAUGGUCUUUAAUUACCAUCAAAACUUUUGCCUUUACCUGAGCACUAGUGUCCCUUUAUUUGUCAAAGGUGAUGGACUUUACAGUUUCCCAUUAAACAGAGUCUGUGUCAUCAACAUGGCUGUCAGUGAUGAAGCUAUUAUCAAUCGGCUGAUGUUUGAAACAAUGCAAGUGGAAAAGAAAGAGUUUGAAGGGCAAAGAAGGUCAAAUGAAAAUGACAUUAUUCUCCAUCGACAACGUUUAGCCAGAGAACAUGAAAUCAUCAGAGAGAAGACCUUGAACUUAACAGGCCCUUUGUUGGAUGAUAAGACAAUGUUAGACUCGCUGUUGGCAUGCCAGACGAAUGUAGAGCACAACCGCCAGAUCCUGCAGGAAACACGUUUCAUGGGAGAUCAUCUUGAGGAGAAGUUUGCCCACUACACUCCUUUUGUCAAACACUCGGCUAUGUUGUACAAUGUCAUGGGCAAGAUGUCUGUCCUGUACCCCUGCUACUAUUUGCCAUUUUACAAAUUUGUGGAAAUUUUUGCUGAUGUGAUCAGAAGUAGAGACAGAGGCAAAGGCAGUGUGGGGGCACCACAAAUGAGAGCCCAAGAAUUGUCAGAUGCAGUGACGCAUGGAGUAUUUAACUAUGCAAGACUGAUGAUGUUUCAACAACAUUACAUCUUGCUGGCUUUGAUUGUGUGCUUGGAACGAAUGCUCAGGCAACACAAGACUAAUAAUAAAGAGCUUAGUUUGUUUGUUAAUGGUUGCCAGAAGUUGGGUCUAAAUGAUGCCAGUUUGGCUGAGCAGAAACCAAACUGGAUGGAAACAAAUUCUUGGAUAGAUUGUAGUAUUCUUGAAUCAUUGCAUCAGCCAUUUCAUGGUCUCUGUCAAUCAUUGGUCAACAACGCCCAGCAGUGGAAGGAAUAUUUUCAACAUCAGAUUAGUCUUGUCAAUUCUGUGCCAGGCAAUACUCUUCAAGAGCUUUCACUCUUCCAGAAAUGUUUGCUGUGGAAAUUCAUUUGCCACAAAAAGUUUUCAGAGCUGGUUAAUGCCAUCAUUCUGUAUGAGCUGGGAAACACGAUAGAUUCUCCAGAUAAUUACGACAUACGAGAGGUCUACAGGUACACAGACAAGCACACACCCACAGUGUUUAUCUUGCCAGCCUCUGAGCAGAACAAGUUGAUGAAUGGCACUCAAGGAUUAGUUUUUGCAAAUCCAGUCCCAGAAAUCAAAAGGUUGGCUAGGGAGAUGGACAUGGAAGGAAAAGUGUGCGUUUUAAGUUUUGGUGUCGGCUCACAGAUGGCAGAUGUCAACCAGGCAAUAGAAGACUGCAUGCAGGCUGGCCAUUGGUUACUUCUGCAAAACUAUCAUUUGGCAGAGGAGCCCAACACAAGUUUUUUUGAUUUGCUUAAGCACAUUAUUUAUUCUCGGUGGUCUGAUGAUGGCAACAACCAAGAGCAAACAGAGGAUACUGGACGAAGUCUUGUCACCAGGUCAUGCUACUCUAGUCAUUCUAGGCCUGCUGCUAAACUGAGCAACUCUUUCAGAUUGUGGAUAACUACAAAAGCAGAUGGGAACAGAAUCAUGCCAGGUUUAUUGGUACAACAUGGGCUAAGAGUUACAUGUGAGCUAACUGUUAACUUCCCAAGUCUGCUUGGCAAAGCUUACAAGUCAUCAGCUUUCUUAAUGAGUGCCAAGGCUGCUAGCGGAGAACAGCUUAUUCAGAGGUUCAACAGAGUUAUUCCACUUGCCCUCAUUCAUGCCAUACUUGUGCAGCAAAGCUAUUAUGGGCGCCAUGGGUUUGUCAACAAUCACCUUUGGACAAUAGCAGAUGUGGCUUCAGCUGUGGAAAUUUUUCAGAGUUUGUCUGUUUGGACCAAUGAUAUUGAAGCUGUACCUAAGUUGAUCACCAAUAUUUAUUCAGAUCAUUGUCUGGAUUUAAGGGAUACACAGAUUGUUGAGAGUGUGGUUAAAAAUCUCUUAGGUGUUAAGCAUUCAGCCGAUGGCAACCAAGGAGCAGCCAUGUUGCUGAAUAAAUUAUCCAAUAAUAUCAAAGAGACUAAUGAUCUCCAAAAGACUCUUGACUCCAUUGAUAACAAUUCAGCUCAGACCUACUGCCUUCCAGAGGAGAAUGAAGAGAUGCACAUUGCUUUGAAGAGCAAGAUAGUUUUUAAAGAAAUGGUUCAAGUCACAGGAGCACCUGAACUUCUUUUGUCUUAUGCAACCAGUGCAAACUUAUUAAAUGGUGUGUCCAAAGAUGUAUUAGACUCAUUGCAAGCUCACCUGGAGGCUUGCCCUAUGCUGCCAGAUAUCUCUGUUGACCAGAUUAUGCCUAUGGAUGAAUUCUUUGCCCAGGAAAUAAAGAUGUAUAAAAAUUUGAUCAAUACAAUUAAGAAUGAUAUGCAAACACUUGCUAAAGCUGUUAUUGGCAAGAUCACGCCCACUCCAGAUAUGGUGAACAUCCUGGAUGCCAUCUCUACUGACCAGGUUCCAGCAGCUUGGUUGAAAAAUACAUUUGUCACUUGUAAGAGCCUAGAUGCCUGGCUGGCAAUGUUACCUGCCAAGUCCAUGUAUGUCCUGCAGUGCUACAACCGAUGCCCUGAUGUGUUAUCUCUGAACAUGUUGAUGAGGCCUGACAGAGUUUUUCAUGUUGUGACCCAAAGUUAUGCCAGUAAACAUUUCAAAGACUUAACAGAUGUCAGCUUAGAGUUACAGGUGAUGCCUUAUGAUUUUAAAACUGAAGCAAAGCCAAGCGUAGGAUUAUAUGUAAAUGGUCUUGUAUUGAAGAAUGCGUUCUGGGACAAGCGCACAUGUGUCUUGUCCGAGGCAACAAGUUGUGAAGGCGGUGUCCAGCAAUUCCCUGUGGUCUGGCUGAAACCUAUUUCUACAGUCAGUAGAGAGACUGCAACAAACAAGGACUUCUACAUGUGUCCUAUUUAUAGCUCAAGUGACCCAGAACACAUAAAGGAUUCCCUACUGCUGUUCUGUAUCCCACUACCAACAAAAACCUCACCACUUCUGUGUGCCCAGAGAAGAGUAUCUCUGGCUUUAGUACAGCAUGUGUUAUAAAAUACACAAAAUCCUGUAGCUUUAGAUGUGUAGUUGUAUUUAUCUGAUCAGUAUACAGUAACAUGUUUUACUGGUUCUAUGAUAUAACAAGUCAAAUAUACAAAAUACUUUUUUUUUAAACAAAGCUUAUGUUAAGUGUAAACUGAAUUUUGAAUCAAUCAUGUAAUCAAUUUGUGCUAAUAAUAAAUCAGUGCGACUGGAAAUAUUUUUACCAAUUGUUUAAACACGAUUUCAUGCUUUCAGCAUGCGCAAUGGGCUUUGGCCCCAUCACUUGUGUGGGCCAGUUGGGUGUAUCUGGAAUCAGGUUUCCAUGAUGGCUUUUUAAAAGCAAUUUUUUUUUUAAGUUAACUUUAAUUGGAAAUUGAGGGCUCAAGCCUACACACUAGCCACUGAGCCUGCCAAGUGCUUGUUAAAAAGAGGUUUUCUAGUUAUCUAUUGAUUAUUAA
Biomphalaria glabrata is the source of this 16254-nucleotide messenger RNA. Its product is annotated as dynein heavy chain domain-containing protein 1-like. Gene Ontology annotation, biological process: microtubule-based movement. NCBI's taxonomy places the organism in Eukaryota, Metazoa, Mollusca, Gastropoda, Planorbidae. Bases 113 to 15808 code for a protein of 5231 amino acids. The transcript is spliced from 97 exons. Gene Ontology annotation, molecular function: dynein intermediate chain binding; ATP binding; dynein light intermediate chain binding. Gene Ontology annotation, cellular component: dynein complex. The record is from RefSeq and is a predicted model, not a curated record.